CAGACGAGCUGGUUGCACCAGGCUAAAAGUGCGUGUAGAGGCACCGCUGAGCCAGGAGCAGCGCGUCAGCUACUCCCUGAGGGACACCAUGAAGGUCCACUACGCCCUCGCGGCGAUGGCCGCAAGCGCAAGCGCGCUCAUCGCCCCUGCAGCGAUGCCGAGAGCGCUGGUCGCCAGGCCGGCGCCGACCGCCGACGCCACCGUCCUCGAGGUACCGCGGCCGCGUCAUCUCUUUUCUAUGUCCUUCGAAAUGGCUCUUGCGGCUGGAUAGCCUCACCAGCUAUUCGGUUGCACCCGAGAGCAAACUCGAGAGCGAAUUGAAGCGGGCGAGGCAGCGCCGUCUCGCGACGGAGCUGAUUCAGCCUAUUGUAUCCGUGGCCGAGUUGGUCUUUCUUCAACAAAAGAAGAGCCAAGAAGGCGUUGGAUUUAAGCCCCAAUCUCUCCGGAGGCGUGGGUUCGAACCCCACCGGAUGCAAACUCAUCGAGAGACCGAUUGGCGCAACGGUAGCGCGUCAGAUUCCAGUCCUGAAGGUUACGUGUUCGAAUCACGUAUCGGUCAAGCGCCCGACGGUACAACACGCAGGCCUGCCGACGAAACACGAAGAAGGAGAAGCGCCAGCGCAACCAGGAGAACAUGCGCAAGUUCAAGAAGGGCGCGCCGCCGACGGCGCGCGGCGGCGGCGGCAAGAAGAAGACCAUGUCGCGCAAGAAGCUCACCCUGAAAGCGCAGGCCGCCGUCGAGAAGGGCCGCGAGGCGACGUUCAUGUCGAAGCUGUUCCUGGCGACGGGCGGCGCGCUCGAGGAGAAGCUGGACCUCGGCGUCCUAUAAAUACGGGGAGGGGUGUGUCUAUUAAGUACCUUUGC
Molecule: messenger RNA, 864 nt
Organism: Pelagomonas calceolata
Lineage: Eukaryota; Pelagophyceae; Pelagomonadales; Pelagomonadaceae
Source: the annotation of a GenBank genome assembly